AUGGCGUCCUCCACAGUCUUCUUUUUUCUUCUUACAGUCAUCUCGCUCUUACUGACGCAUUCGCACGCGCAAUCCACAUGCGCCACACAGAAAUUCACUAACAACAAGCGGUAUGACCGAUGUAGUGACUUACCCCAACUGGGUUCUUACCUCCAUUGGUUCCUUGACACUGCAAAGGAUUCUGUGUCUAUCGUCUUCAUCGCGCCACCGGCUACACCCGACGGAUGGAUCUCCUGGGCUAUUAAUCCCACCGGAGAUGGGAUGGCCGGAUCACAGUCUUUGAUCGCUUAUAAAGCAUCCAAUGGGUCCAUUCUAGUGAAUACAUAUAACAUAAGUUCGUAUGGUUCUAUUGUGGAAGGGAAGUUGGCUUUUGAUGUAACGGAUAUGAGAGGAGAGUAUUCGGAAUCGGAUGGAAUGAUGAGGAUCUUUGCGACGGUCGAAUUGCCGGAAAAUGGGCAAACCACGAUUAACCAGGUUUGGCAAGUCGGGGGGUCGGUUAAGGCGGGUGGGUUUCCGGCGAGGCAUGCUUUUCUAGCUCCGAAUUUGGGUUCUAAAGGGAGUCUGAAUUUGUUAAGUGGAGAGAUUGCAGGAGGAGGAAAUGGCAAUUCCAAAACAAAGAAGAGAAAUAUUCAUGGGAUACUGAAUGCAAUGAGUUGGGGGAUUCUUUUUCCGGUGGGGGUAAUCAUCGCUAGAUACCUCAGAACUUUCCCGGCGGCAGAUCCGACAUGGUUUUACCUCCAUGGGUUCUGCCAAGUUUCUGCUUACGCCAUCGGAGUUGCCGGGUGGGGGACUGGACUGAAGCUCGGAAGCGAAUCAAAGGGUGUCAAAUACUCCGGUCACCGGAAUAUUGGAAUUGCUCUGUUCUGUCUUGCAACACUUCAGGUUUGUGCAUUGUUCUUGAGGCCAAAAAAGGAGCACAAAAUUAGAUUUUACUGGAACAUUUACCACCAUGGAACAGGGUAUGCGGUGGUUGUUCUUGGUAUCUUGAAUGUGUUCAAGGGUCUUCAAAUAUUGUCACCUGCAAGUAAAUGGAGAUCAGCCUAUAUAAUUAUAAUCUCUAUUUUGGGUGUUAUUGCUUUGGUUUUAGAAGUACUUACAUGGAUUGUUGUAUUAAAAAGGAAAAGGAAGUCUGUGAAGGCCACCAAACCCUAUGAUAAUGGAGAUGCUAAGCAAUUGCCAUUGGCACCAUGAUUCAAACACCCUUUUGUUCUAUUAACUUUUUUGGGUUCAUUGAUUAUUUUGUGCUCAUUAUAUUGUACAUUAGGCCACUCUAUGUAAUGUUAUUUUCUGGUUGUUAUAAAUAUUUGUGUUUGGGACCUUUUUUUUCUCAUUUAUAUAUAAAGGACUCUCUUAAUUCUUCUAAUA
Lactuca sativa (garden lettuce) is the source of this 1365-nucleotide messenger RNA. Its product is annotated as cytochrome b561 and DOMON domain-containing protein At3g25290. NCBI's taxonomy places the organism in Eukaryota, Viridiplantae, Streptophyta, Magnoliopsida, Asterales, Asteraceae. The record is from RefSeq and is a predicted model, not a curated record.